This is a messenger RNA of Diorhabda sublineata, 1635 nucleotides long. RefSeq names its product prostaglandin reductase 1-like. Gene Ontology annotation, molecular function: 15-oxoprostaglandin 13-reductase [NAD(P)+] activity; 2-alkenal reductase [NAD(P)H] activity. The coding region runs from base 578 to 1477 and encodes 299 amino acids. The transcript has 6 exons. Gene Ontology annotation, cellular component: cytoplasm. The record is from RefSeq and is a predicted model, not a curated record. Gene Ontology annotation, biological process: prostaglandin metabolic process. NCBI's taxonomy places the organism in Eukaryota, Metazoa, Arthropoda, Insecta, Coleoptera, Chrysomelidae.
GUCAACUGUCCGAAGGCCGUCCCUCAUUGAUCGGCCUUAGAGUAGUAGAGUUAGGAAAUGAAACAAGUAUCAUUGAAAUAAAAUAAAUGAACCAAGUCUGAAAAGUAACAGUAAUGAAUUUUUUUUAAAAAAACUUUUCUUUGAUAGACAUGUUUACUUACACUUAUUUGAGAAUAUUGGAACCGCAAAUAGGCACCAAAUAUUUAUCUUUCAACCUAACCUAACCUAACAAUUUCAUAUAACUAAUUCUAAAGCUAGAGUUAUUUUCGACACGAAAUCAAUUUACAAUCACCAAAACACGGUUUUGUUUACAUUCGAUAAAACGAAUUCAUAAAUAAUAUGGUUUCAUCCGAUAGAUUUUAAUCUACCAAAAAGUAUUGCGUUAAAUUGUAAGCAACAUGCUACGAUUCACAAUCUUCAACAGUUCACAAUUUCGCGAGAUAUAUUAUAACCUAACGUUAGGUAUUUAAAAUUAACAGGAUAAUUUUGAUGUGAAAUUUUGCUUCUAUCAUGCUAACUUUUGUAGUUACUAACGUAUAGAUAACUAGACCUACAGUUGAAGUGAAAAACACGUCUAAUGGAAUUUCUGGCAGCUGCUGAAUAUUUGAGCGUUGAUCCAUAUAUGAGAGCAUACGCUCCUAGAGUUAAAACGGGAAAGACAUUUAUGGGCUCACAAAUAGCUAAAAUUUUAGAAAGUAAAAAUCCAGAUUUUCCAGAAGGAAAGUAUAUAGUGGGAGAAUAUGGCUGGAGAACGCAUACAGUAUCAAAUGGAAAACCAUUGGCAAAUGGUGUACCAUCAGCUUGGUUGAUACCAGAUUUAGGAAAUCUUCCCAUUUCAUUAGCUUUAGGUGUAUUAGGAAUGCCAGGGAAUACCGCAUAUUUUGGUUUAUUAGAAAUUUGUAAGCCAAAAGCAGGAGAAACAGUUAUAAUAACUGGAGCUGCAGGAGCCGUAGGAAGUCAUGUAGGUCAAAUUGCCAAAAUUAAGGGAUGUAAAACAAUUGGCGUUGCAGGAUCCGACGAAAAAGGAAAGUGGUUAGUACAAGAACUUGGAUUCGAUCACUUUAUCAAUUACAAAACUGAUAAUGUCAAAGCGAAGUUGAAGGAAUACGCCCCAAAUAAAAUUGAUUGUUAUUUUGAUAAUGUGGGUGGUGGAAUAAGUUCUCUAAUAAUGAUGUAUAUGAAUUUAUUCGGAAGAAUAUCUGUUUGUGGAGCUAUUUCUGGAUAUAAUGAGACAGAGUUACCGAAAGCACCCAUUGUUCAGUAUCCAAUGACGUUCAAUCAGCUGAAAAUGGAAGGAUUCAUUGUUCACAGAUGGUUGGAUAGAUGGUUGGAAGGAAUUGAGCAAAAUAAAAAUUGGAUUCAGGAGGGAAAGUUGAAAUACCCAGAAACGGUGACUAAUGGCUUUGAAAAUAUGUACGAAGCUUUUACAGAUAUGUUGCGAGGUGGUAAUAUUGGGAAAGCUAUAGUUAAAGUUUAAUUAUGGAAAAUAUAAUGUUUGCUCAAAAAUUUUAUUCAAAAUUAAAAGAUAUGUGAAUCGUGUACGAUUCCAAACAAAAUUUGAUUAUUACUUGUGUUUUGCAUCAACAUACUGUCAGUAUUGAUAUAUUUUUUAUAAUAAAUAUGUUUAUAUUGUAA